UUAAUGCAGGUUGCGUUUCGAAGCAGCUUCCUGUCAAGUUUCUGAUCAGCAUAUUGUGGCAGAAACUACUGGACACAUUGGUUUGUUGUAUCAGGCCAAACGGUCAAAACAAGAACAGGGAGGAAGUGUGAAGAUGGAUCCAAACAAUCCCCUGUCUAGGAUCGAGAGGACGAUGUGGACAGUCUGGGGCUAUAUAAGUGGAGCUGUAACAAGAUUCCUCAGGUCACAGCCAGCUGAAGUAACCAACGAUGAGCUGAAUUCCCUCAAUGAAUCUACAGUUGACAGCAAGUCUUCAACAAGUGGCCAGGCACAGGCCGACACUGGUGUAGGAGAAGUCCGUGAGGAACAACCUGUUACAGACCAUCUGCUUAGGUCACCAGGUGUCGCCUGGGAAAUUUGCACCACAGAGAUUGACCUGGGAUCUGAUGAAGAAGGUAUGCAGCUCCGAAGAGGCAGCAGUGAGUCUGAAAAUGUUGAAGGCAUGAGAGAAGAACAGUCAGGCCAGACUGGAAAAGAUCAUGCAGGGCUGCUGCUCAUUGAUGAUACAAAAACAAGCCAAGAUGCACCAGAGAAAACAGAGAAGGGACAAUUCUACACUUGUGAACAAAGUGAGACCUCUGAGAAUAAUGAAGAACAUCUGAAUACUGGGUUAGGAAACAUUACAGAAGAUGCAGUAAUUGCAGGCGUGGAAAUAAGUGAUGGAGAAGGUGGAGUUGAAGAGAGAACUCAUGAUGAUCAUCAAAAACUGCAUGAAACCAUUGCAGAGAUCCAAGUAACAGAAGACGAGAGAGAAAAAGAUGAAGGAGACUUGAAGGAAGAGGAAAGUGAGGCAAAACUGUGCACAUUCACAGAUGUAAGGCCAGAAGAGAAAGACAGCAUUCUCAGAGGAGAGGUAGGGAUGGAGAAGCUGACAGAGGAAAAAGCAAAAAACUAUGAAGGCGCACUGGAGCUGGCUUCAGAAAAUGACAACGAGCCAGAUGAAAGAACAAAACCAGUUGAAUAUCAUCUCUCAUUCUGUGAUGAGAUGUCAGAUGUGUCAAAGGAUGAGUUCAUUGUUGUCGGACAAGACGUAAGAAGUGAUAAUAAUGAAACUGAGGUUAAGAUGGUACCGGUUCUUACUAUCAAAGAAGAAGAUAUCUAUGAUGAAAAAGAAGAUAAAGAGGAGGAAGAAGAAGAUAUUGAUAAAGGGGAAGUAGAAGACAAAUAUAUCAGUGAUGAUGAUGAAGAUAAAGAAGAAGCAGAGGAAGCUAUCAAUGAUGAUGAAGAUGGAAAAAGAAAGGAAGAGGAACAUAUAAUUGAUGAUGAACAAGUGCUGCUGCUCAUUGAUGAUACAAAAACAAGCCAAGAUGCACCAGAGAAAACAGAGAAGGGAAAAUUCCACACUUGUGAACAAAGUGAGACCCCUGAGAAUAAUGAAGAACAUCUGAAUACUGGGUUAGGAAAUCUUACAGAAUAUGCAAUAAUUGCAGGCGUGGAAAUAAGUGAUGCAGAAGGUGGAGUUGAAGAGAGAACUCAUGAUGAUCAUCAAAAACUGCUUGAAACCAUAGCAGAGAUCCAAGUAACAGAAGAUAAGAGAGAAAAAGAUGAAGGAGACUGGAAGGAAGAGGAAAGUGAGGCAAAACUGUGCACAUUCACAGAUUUAAGGCCAGAAGAGAAGGACAGCAUUCUCAGAGCGGAGGUAGGGAUGGAGAAGCUGACACAGGAAAAAGCAAAAAACUAUGAAACUGAGGUUAAGAGGGUACCAGUUCUUACUAUCAAAGAAGAAAAAGAGGAGGAAGAAGAAGAUAUUGAUAAAGGGGAAGUAGAAGACAAAUAUAUCAGUGAUAAUGAUGAAGAUGAAGAAGAAGAAGAAGAAGAAGAAGAUGAUGACGAAGAAGAAGAAGAAGAAACAGACGAAGAUAUCUAUGAAGAAGAAGAAGAGGAAGCUAGCAAUAAGACUACAAACAACAAUACAAAAGAAGAAAGGCUGGAGCAGAUCAGCAGAGUGUUUACAGAAGUCUGGGAGGAAGAAAGCAACUUAAGUCAGAGUGUGACUUGCAGCAAAGUGGUCAUAGAAAACACACAUCACCACAAUACUGAAUUUACAGAUAUGCAAGAGGAUGUGGUCACCAGUGUGCAAACUACUACAGAGAAAGACUUGAGCACAGCAGAAAUGUCAGAAGGUGAGAAAUUUGUGGAUAAUGAUCAAGUGGAAGAGGAGAGGCUCUCCAGCGAAGUCGACAACAAAGGUGUCUGCAUGGAAAAAGUUUCCACAAUCACCUUGGUUACAGUAAAUCCUGAAGGUGAGACUAAGCAGGAAAUAAGCAAUGAGUUUAAAAAUAUUCCCCUGCAGUUUACUGAAGGUCAGAUAGCGCUGUCGCAGGAGCGAAAUACUCAAGUAUGUGAGGAAGCACAAGAAGGAAUUCCUGAAUACAACAAUGAACUCGAGCCAGAUGAAAAUACAACACAAUGGUUACUGGAGAGAGGAAAUUACAAGGAAAUCCAGAUCACUCAGUUACCAGAAGAGGAGGAGAGCGUAGAUCAGGAGAGCUUUAAAAACAAAGGCACAGGAGCCCACUGUUUACUGCUGGGGGAGCGCCUGAAGGAGAAACAAGACAGCACAGAAGAAAGUGAAUGCAGCUCUGAUUUAGUUGUGGAGGAGCACAGUGAAAAACUGCAGCUUUUAGAGGAGGAACUGUGUACUGCAGCAGAAAUUCAGGAAUCAGGACUUUCAUUUGGGGAACGAGAGGUAAACUUAUCUGACAGCUCAAUGAAAACCGACAUUGGUUCGUCAGGGGAGGCUGAUAAGAUAACAGAAGAGCUACAAGAUGGAACAGAAGUGGCUGAAUUUAGGAUGGAUGAAGAUUUCAACGAAGCUUCUGGAGAUAGCCAUGAAACAGAUGGAGCCACAGCAGCAGAUGAGGGGGUCAGGUUUGCUGGCAAAACUUUAAAAUUCCUUGAGGCAGACAUACUGGAGAUGACAGAGGUGAGAUUCUGUCAGGAGUCAGUGUAUGCCACGCACACAGAACAUAACAAUAGCAGGACCCCAAGUCAACCAGAGGAACAUUCGGAUAAAACUGAGCCCAAGUUACUCGAUGACAGAACUGCAGAAAUUCAAGAUGUGGUGACAGAUACUGAAGACAAAGAUUAUGCAGAUGGGGAGGAAAAAGAAGAUGAAACGCAGGACAAAAAUGAGACUACACAUCUGCAGGUAGCAGGAAUGGCAGCUGAGCUGAUCACGCGACAAAAAGAUGGAGAGAAAACAGAAUCUGAAUUAUCUCAGCACUAUGACUCGCAAGAGCUAAAAAGUCAAUCUCCAUACAGAGCUUAUGAGCUGAACGAGACAGAGAUAACUGACGCUGAAGCAGCUGAUAAAUCAAAGACAAACAAACCAGAACUUUUACCUGUGAUGUCAGCUGAGGAAACAACAAAACAUGUGACGCAAUCAGAGGAAAUCUACACAGAAGAAACAACCAGCUUAAUCACAGAGCAUCAGGAUGUCAUUGACGAAGAUAUUCUUGACUUGUGGAUAGAAACAGCAAUGUCAGAAGACACUCUUGAACAACACGUUUCUGAAUCAGAACCACAAACGGACACAAUGGCAGAUCCACUGAACGAAGAACCGGAUAUAUCAGAAAUGGAGAAGCCAAUGGAGUUGAAUUCAGGAGAAUCGGAGUUAGCAAGUGACACAGAAACCUCUUCAUCAGCUCUACAGUUUGGAUAUUUGGACCAAUCUUUUAGUGAGACUGAGCAGAUGAAAUUAAUAAGCACUAGCUCACUUCAAGGCAUGCAGGACAUGUUGGCUACUAUGUCAGAAUUUUCUGCAUCCAGCCCUGAAUCUCUGGGUGUGCAGAUGGAGGAAACAGCUGAAACAUUGGCAUCUUAUUUAAGAGAGGAGGGGACAGUCAGUGAGACUAGAUCUGACCCUAAUUCGGGGGUUUCAUCACCAGAAACACAACAUCCUAAUCAGGAAUCUGCAAAAUCAGAAGAAAAGCCAGAUGAAGGGACUGAAGCUGGGAUGGAAGUAGCUGUGAGAGCUUGUAGAGACACUGAAGAAACAGAUCUUGGGUCAAAGAUUAAAAUGAGUCCUCUUUUCCAAGCCAAGACAAAAAACAUUGAAGAUGAGCCUCUUGAAACCAUGUCUGACUUAUCAGAUGAAAUCAAACUCAGUGAAUCAGGACAAUGUAAAGGUGACGCAGAGGCUUCUUUGGAAGAAUGCGGUUCUCAUGACAAACCUUGGACUGAAUCUGAGAUGAAGAUGCUCUCACAAGAUGAAGUGGAUUGUAGACGGUCAGAAGAUGUCACUGAAUCAUCACCUGAGCCGAGCAGAGCUGAGGUGGUGGAAGACCAAGCAACAAAAUCAGAAGAUCAGAAUGAGGUGGAUUCUCCUGCAUUGGACUUUACAGUGCGAAAAUCACGCAUUGCUGUUAAAAACCCUCGUACAAGGCCACCCACAAAUCAUCGCUCCCUGCUACACAAGCCUUCACUGGAUCCCACUCCCCCUUCACAUCUGCCAGUUAAAGUGCCUACAGGUGUGCCUUUGGGAGGCUUGGGCAUUGGAAUAAAAUUGCCUGGGCUUGGUGCUGGUCUUCCUGUUUUAAAGAAGACACAGCGGGUUGUAAGAGAUGACAAUAGCCAUGAAGCUCACCCACAGGAACCUCACAAAAAGGAAGAAGAGAAGAGUGAUGCUCCCAAACAGGAUGAGACACAACACAGACCUAGGUGGAUUCCACCAGGACAUCCAGGAUUUGGAAAUCCACUUAUGUCUGAACUGAAGAGCAAACUAAAGAAAACCCCCAAAGAGUGAAAGAUUAACUGUGGUUCAAUGUGUGAAUAUCUGAAUACAAUAUAAAAAUGGCUUUGUUUUUAAUUUAUCAAAUUAGAAAGAAAGAACUGUUUAACUGUGUUUAACUUCAAUAAUAAAUUAUAAUUGUAAAAGAAACAGUAUUUUAUUCAAUGCAAAAGGUGUUUUUAUUCUCUGUUUUUUGCACAUCAGUCAUCAUUGACUAGUGGGAACAAUGGCAAUGAUGCACUUAAUCAAGAAAAAAGGAAGCACAGUGUUAUGAAAAGUCUCAGCUUUUGUAUUUAUAAAGAUGACACGUCAAGCACCUCAGUAGGAUAAUACAGAAUAACUCAAAUGCUCCUGAGAUUUUAAGUGCAGUGAGUCAUGUUUGUGGGAUACAGAUGCACACCGUUGUCCAAGAGUGUGCUCAGUUGUCUUCACAAAUAAAUAAAAAAAAUCCCAGUUUGAGGUGCCAUAUUUGUUGAUGAUUUACAAAGUUGUU
This is a messenger RNA of Melanotaenia boesemani (Boeseman's rainbowfish), 5264 nucleotides long. RefSeq names its product trichohyalin. The transcript is spliced from 6 exons. Bases 134 to 4786 code for a protein of 1550 amino acids. NCBI's taxonomy places the organism in Eukaryota, Metazoa, Chordata, Actinopteri, Atheriniformes, Melanotaeniidae. The record is from RefSeq and is a predicted model, not a curated record.